GAUAAGGAUGGUCGGACACCGCUAUCGCAUGCCGCUAGAGAAGGGAACGAUGCUGUCGUACGGUUGUUGCUCGAGAAGGGCGCCGAUGUUGAGUCGAGAGACAAAGACGGCCGGACACCGCUCUCGCAUGCCGCCCUGAACGGACACGAAGGUAUCGCCAAGCUGCUACUCGAUAAAGGUUCUACUAUGGAAUCGAAGGACAAGGAUAGCCGGACGCCGCUGUGGCAUGCUGCUAAGGAAGGACACGAGGUUGUUGUGCGGCUGCUGUUUGACCUAGGCGCCAAUAUCAAGUCGGAGGAUCUAUGGGACCUGACACCGAUGUCUACUGCCGCCAAGGAAGGGCACGAAGUUACUGUGCGACUACUUCUCGAGAAGGGCGCCAACGUCAAGUCUAAGGAUGAG
This is a messenger RNA of Ilyonectria robusta, 402 nucleotides long. RefSeq names its product ankyrin repeat-containing domain protein. The record is from RefSeq and is a predicted model, not a curated record. The annotation marks the transcript as partial. Lineage: Eukaryota; Fungi; Ascomycota; Sordariomycetes; Hypocreales; Nectriaceae. Gene Ontology annotation, molecular function: protein binding. The transcript has a single exon.